Molecule: messenger RNA, 6663 nt
Organism: Plectropomus leopardus (leopard coralgrouper)
Lineage: Eukaryota; Metazoa; Chordata; Actinopteri; Perciformes; Serranidae
Gene: dtx1
Product: deltex 1, E3 ubiquitin ligase
Biological process (GO): protein ubiquitination; Notch signaling pathway
Molecular function (GO): zinc ion binding
Source: RefSeq, a predicted model, not a curated record
AGUCACCGGAAGUCGUUUAAUUUUAUUUUGAUAUAAUUAACGCUUUUGGAGAUUUUCAACGGCAAUCCAUACAGGUGCGCCUGGACAUUUUCGCGUAAUUUGCGGGCGGCAUGAAAUGCGUGUUUACUAUGUGAAUGCACGUUAUUUGGCGUUCCAGGCAGAAAUGCGCGUGGACAGCGGAAUGGCUCCGCACCUCACACACUGAAAACCGUGCAACUGGGACAUGCAUUCACUUUAACACAGCGGACCAACAAGCUGGUGUAGUCUGUGUAGCAGAUUCACGGGGAAUAAAACGACGUCUUGGUUUCCCUGCAAUAACAUUGAAUUACUGGAGCUGCGGGAGGUGGCUCUGACGGAAGAUUUUAGUUUAAAGGAUAAGGGAAAACAUACAAAAUCAGAUGUGAGAAGACAGGUGCGUUUCGCGAUUUGCACUCGUUUUUUUUUUCUUUUUGCAGUCUGAUUUUCGGCCGGAGCCUGUCAAAUGCAGCCUCUACCUGACAGAUGUGUGGCACCACAACUGCAGCCUACAGAGAGCGUCUCUUGUCUAUCUGCUGCUGAUCUGCUGUGGUCGGCUGUGGAGGACUGAGACUGCCACAGCUGCAAAUCUCAUCAUCAUCAUCCUCAACGUCUGCCACUUCAAACACGACAGGACACAAGAGGACAGAGGCUGCUUUUGGCUAAUCAAAGAGCCAGCGGUCACAAAGCACCUGUGGACGAUGACUCCAGCAGAGCUGCAUGCAUGAAAGCAGCAUGAGAUAACUGAGGAGUACCACACUAAACGCUGAUUGAAGCUUUUUCUGUUUGGCGCUGAUGAAAAUGUUCCAGCUGACUGACAGGGUUGCAGUGCUGUUCUAGCCCGGGACAUAGCCAGCAGCUGAAGCACAGACACCACAGAGGAGAUGGCUCGUCCAGGAUCAGGGUUGCUGGUGCCUGUCAAUGGGCUGGGGUACCCCCCUCAGAACCUGGCCAGGGUGGUGGUCUGGGAGUGGCUGAACGAACAUGGACGCUGGAGGCCCUACAGUGCUGCGGUUUGCCACCAUAUCGAGAAUGUACUGAAGGGGGAUGCCCGGGGUACUGUGGUUCUGGGGCAGGUGGAUGCCCAGCUCUCUCCUUACAUCAUCGACCUGCAGUCCAUGCACCAGUUUCGACAGGACACGGGCACCAUGAGGCCAGUGCAGAGGAACUUCUAUGAGCCGUCGUCCGCCCCGGGGAAAGGUGUGGUGUGGGAGUGGGAGAACGACAAUGGCUCGUGGACGCCGUAUGACAUGGAGAUCUGCGUGACCAUCCAGAACGCCUACGAGAAGCAGCACCCCUGGCUCGACCUGACUUCUCUGGGCUUCUGCUACCUCAUUGACUUCAACAGCAUGUGUCAGACAAACAGGCAGAGCCAGCGCAAGCGACGCCUCCGAAGACGCAUGGACCUGGCCUACCCGCUCAUCAUGGGCUCCAUCCCCAAGUCGCAGUCGUGGCCCGUGGGAGCCAGCUCUGGCCAGCCUUGCUCCUGCCAGCAGUGCAUCCUGGUCAACAGCACGAGGGCCGCCUCUAAUGCUAUCCUGGCCUCGCAGCGGCGUAAGCUCUACGGAGGGACAGCGGGCAACCCGGGCGCCACAGGAACCCUCUCUGUAGUGCGACAGAGCAACACCUUUGCUGGAACCUCCCUCUGGUCUCCGACAUCCGCCUCCUCCGGCCCCAACAACAAUAACAUUAGUAUGGGAGGUGGGCAAGCCAAAGCUGAACAGGUGCAGUUGCCUCUGUCCUCUGCCAACUUCCCAUGUUCCCCCGUGAUGCCAUCUCUUUCAUCCGCCCAUGGCCACCACGCUCUCACCAUCAACGGACAGAACAACCUGAACCGGCCGGGCACGCAGCGCAUUUCCAUGGGCACUGCCAGAGGAGCCAUCCCACCAGGGGUUCCUGCCCUCCCAGUAAAGAAUCUAACUGGAUCUGGACCAGUGCACCCAGCACUAGCAGGUAUGACAGGUAUCCUGAUGUGCGCUGCAGGUCUGCCGGUUUGUCUGACUCGAGCCCCCAAGCCCAUACUGCACCCACCACCCAUCAACAAGAGCGACAUGAAGCCUGUGCCAGGGAUCAACGGCAUGCGCCGCAAAACCAAGAAAAAGCACCUGAGGAGAGGCAAAAACCCUGAGGACGUGGUGCGAAGAUACACAGAGAAGAUUAAAGUGGUGCCAGAUGAGGACUGUACCAUCUGCAUGGAGAGGCUGGUCAUGUCGUCAGGCUAUGAAGGCGUCCUGCAGCACAAAGGCAUCAAGCCAGAGCUGGUGGGCAAACUUGGCAAGUGUGGGCACAUGUACCAUCUGCUGUGCCUGGUGGCCAUGUACAACAAUGGCAAUAAGGAUGGCAGUCUUCAGUGUCCAACAUGCAAAACCAUUUAUGGAGAGAAAACAGGCACCCAGCCUCCUGGGAAGAUGGAGUACCACGUCAUCCCCCACUGCCUGCCCGGGUACUCAGACUCCAAGACCAUCCGCAUUGUCUACGACAUUCCUGCCGGGAUCCAGACCAAUGAGCACCCCAGCCCCGGGAAGAAGUUCAGUGCAAGAGGGUUCCCUCGACACUGCUACCUCCCUGACAACGAGAAAGGCAGGAAGGUCCUGAAACUGCUGAUCAUGGCCUGGGACCGACGCCUCAUCUUCACCAUCGGCACGUCCAGCACUACGGGUGAGUCUGACACAGUGGUGUGGAACGAGAUUCACCACAAGACAGAAUUUGGCUCCAACCUGACUGGCCACGGCUACCCUGACCCCAACUACCUGGACAACGUCCUGACAGAGCUGUCAGCCCAGGGGGUAGGCGAGGACAACCUGAAGGACUGAUGUCCAGCUGAGCUGGUACACAGGAACACAACCCACCAUGCCCUGCUGUCUCUCAGAGAACAGGACGCUGCAUGACGGGCCAACAAGAAGCCGACAACUCUUUACUCCCCACAAACAAAAGUACCCCGCAGAAGUGGUGGCACAAGAGCAACAGAAGCAAAAUAAAUGACGUGGUUAUGGUCAAUAUUUUGGUUUAUAAAACCUAAGAUUUCCCCCCUGCUGUCUCUAAAUACAUGCCUUGAGCAUGUUGUGUUCAUGCCAGAUUUACUCAGAGGGUUGAAGAAUGUGAAGACAAGGUGAGAUUUCCAUCUUGAUAUGGUAUUUAAGUCCUUUCAGAUUUAAACUGAAGCUGUUCAAGGCAUAUUUGUAAAAUGCUCAACUCCAGAAUGCAUGGCCCAGACUAACGCUUCAUAAUUAAGGUUGGCUAAAUAUCAAUAGCAAUAGGGUGAGAUGUCAAUAGACCGGUUGUUGCGUGAUAUUGUGAAGAGAAUUUUAAGAGAAUAUCAGCACUCUGGAUUAAUCUAAAUGAGUUGAUUAUUUACAUCCCUUUUUUUCUCAAAUAAUUAAUUGUCCUGUAACAAGUGGUGACAUUUGGUUUUGUGAUGUGAAGGAGAGGAUUUGGGGACGUGACUGUAAAGUUGCACGGGGCAUCUGUGACAUUUUUCUGGUACCUGAGGUCAGUUGUUCUGUAAAAUGGAAGUGUGCUCUGUUGUGCAUGAAGUCGAUUCCAGAGAGAUACAGGCUAUGAAAUAUUAGUGUUUGGUAAUAAACGUAUGUUGUAUGGUUAACCUUGUGGACCGUAAAGGAGGCAAUGUGAAAUAGAUGAAACAGGCAUCUUACCAGUCAGUUUGAUGCUUGUUACGAGGCGUUGUAACUUGACAGGCUGAGGUUGUGAAGCGGGAUUUGCUACGCUCCAAGGUUAAACUCAUUUGUUUUGUUGACACACUGAUGACGCUGACCUCUGUGAAUAUAAAGACUGCAUUAUUUUUCUCCCUGUUGGAGGCAAACCCAGGCGUCGGCACGAUCCAUCAUGCUGACCAUACAUGAGGGGCGAGUGUGUGAUUGCGUGCUCUGCAGCAAUAAUAUGCUGGCUUGAGGUCCUUGAGGGGAAAACCUGAACACGCUCCUCGCACAAGGACACUCCUCUUUCAACAGUUCUCCCUUGGAGAUCCAUCUUGGGUUCGCCUGCAAUCCACAAGUCUCUUGUGAGCUUGUUUGCUGCUGGGCAGUGCACUGGGCUCCACUGCUUGAACAGCGAGCAGUGAAACAUCUUAUUCCCUGUGUGCGCUCAGAGUUGUAAGGGACGAUUCUGAUGUAUGGCCCUGCCCUCAAUCUCCUCCUCAGCAGCAGCAGUUAAUUUGAGGAACCAUGAAAGUGUUGGUCUGGUAUGUUGUUCGCUGGGAACUAUUUUCUUCCUACGCUCCUCUCUCCCUCUCAGACUUUAUGCCUGUGAGGUAAAGACUUUGUGAUGGUCCUUGCUGGAGAUCUUGUGCUGUUUCUUUAGAGAUAAAAGAUAACCCAGUGCUGCAUUAAUCUCCAUAAAUAUAUCUGAUCAAUUUUAAUGAGCGGGGGUGUUGAUAUAAGGUUUAUCGCGUGGGCACCCAGCUGUGAGCUUCAUUUUGGAGUGAAUCAUAGUCUUCCAUAGAACUUUGAGGCAACAGUAUUGUUUAAUCAGUCGUUUAAUUUUUAGGAAAACGUCUUAAAUUGCGACUAAAUCUGUCUUUUUUUUUUAUAAUUUGUUGUUUAUAAAGCGGCUUGCGAUGCUUUGAGAAAAUAUAUAUGAUAUACAUUUGCAGAUGUGAAAUACCUUUAAAUUCAAGCUCAAUUUGAGUCAAUGGUGUAAGUUUAAUUUAUUUUUAUACUCUUAUAUAUAGAAAAUAUAAAGAUACAGACUGGCCCACAUAUCUAUACACAGGCACAUGUUAACAUGAAUACAUAAAAUCUGGCAAAGAUUAAUUUGUCAGUAUGUCAGGGACUGUUGAAAUAUGUACGACAUGUUAUGGACGUCUUAUAUUACAAGUAGUCUUAGCGUAUGCUGCUGUCGUUACCUUAAUGUAGAAUCUGUGUAGUUGACCCCCUGGGGGACUCCAAUAAAUACAGUAAAUGUGUCUUUAUUAUUGGUGGGGGAGCUUUAGCAGCAUGACGAUGUCCCUUCCCCCCAAACGGGCCAUUUCUGUUUUUGUACUUGUCCAGAAUGUGGGAAUGGAUGUAGUCAGCGAUCUUUGUUUAGUUCGAAGGUGAAAACGGCACACCUGGGUUAAUUAGAAAUUACAAAUAAUUCUUGGUGUUUGUUUUAGCUAACUGGAGCAAUAGUUUGGUGCGAUUGACCAGUCAGUUGAUAGUCUAAGUGCACUGAUCAACAUUUUUAUAAAUGCCCUGAAAACCAGUUGUCUCAAUCAUCUUACACCAAUACACAAUACAAUUUAACCCCCUACUUUCUGGCGCCUGCUCUGGCUAAAACAGACCACAGAAGUAUUUGUGAUUUUGACCCAGGUGCUGAAAACAAUUGUAAUUUGGCCUGUUCCAUCUUUAGUUUUCUCCUUCACAACGUUUUUGACUCCCUUUAUAAUAUGGGACAGCAAGAGAGAAUGCUUCCAACCUAUCAGGGAAUUUUUUCCAUGUUAAGUGGAUUUUCAUUAACCAGAGAAAUCCAAAUGUUUGCUUCUUUGACUUUUCCUUUCCAUUUGUCGGCCUUGUAGUGUGAACGAUUGCAGGCCCUUUAGACUUUUCAGGUGUGUACAGACUUAUAAUGAUGAAUAAAACCUGGUUUGGUAGGCUUUUUGUCUGAUUAAAAAAGAGAGAAAGAGAUGGUGUUUAUGCAAUUUACUAUUUUUAAGAUCUAAUACAUGAUUUAUGUGUAGCAAGAAGGCAGAUUUUUUUUUUUUUUUUUUUUUAAUGACAAUGGAUGUUUUCUGUGUGGGGUGCCUACCUCCAGGAUUCUAAAUAAAAGGGGUCGCGAUCUGAAGAUGUUCACAUGCUAUGUAUUAGAAAACAUAUAUUUUUGAUGUCUUUUUUUGAAUGAUGAUUGUCUACAAGAACUAUUACAUAACAUUGCUGUAUAACUCUUAUUAAGAUUCAUUCCAUACUAUUUUCCAUUUGAUUAGAAGUGGGAUGAAGUCACUUAAAUCCCAACAUAUGAAGUAUUUAAAGUUGUACUCUCUAAUGGUGUCAACUGCAAACUGUACUUCUCUCUCUAAAUGAUACCUUAACAUUUAUACAUAUACUGUGUGUUUCUAUCUGUUUGUCUGUGCGAGUGUGUGUGAAUGUGUGUCGAAACAAAUCUUAGGUUCAUGUCCUUUAAAGACACAGUAAUGUUCUCCUAGAGGUGCAUGUUAACCAAACUAUGAGUGAGUUUGUCAACAACGACAUAGCUUUCUUGCGUAUGAAAACAUCAUAGCUUCUUUAGAGAUAUCACCCAGGUCUCCUGGUGAUUUAGCACUGUGGUUUUGCAUCUUACUCCAGUUAGUUAGAAAGUUUUUUUUUUUCCUCUGUCAAAUUUGAUUUAUACAAAUGGGGACGAGGCAGCGUUUGGCUGCUCUCCUCACUCUUUUUGACAACAUGUAAAACAUCAGAAUGUUUUGCAUUUGAAGUGCCCAUUUUAAUUGACAUUUAAAAAUCAUGAUUUCUGUGGUUUGAUUUCUCUUAAGCCGUGUCUACAUAUUGCUAUUUAAAAUGGUUCACAAAGAGAAACUAAAAGCAAGACAUAGAGACAUUGAUUAAACUAUAAAGGGCUUCUUAAUCUAUUGGUCUUUAUUGAAUUGUGAUGACCUUGUUGCAUGUUUGUGUGUUUCUUGUGGAAAAAUAAAUGUGCCCUGGACAGGGGUAGUUUGUUUGA